CGGGGAGUGAGGACCAUGUAUAGGCGCCGCUCGCAGUGUUGCCCUGGUUACUUUGAGAGUGGAGACUUGUGUGUUCCUCUGUGUACAGAGGAGUGUGUCCAUGGUCGUUGUGUGUCUCCGGAUACAUGCCAGUGUGAGCCUGGAUGGGGUGGACUGGACUGCUCCAGUGGAUGUGAGAGUGACUACUGGGGACCUCAUUGCAGUAAUCGGUGCCAGUGCCAAAACGGGGCUAAGUGUAACCCCAUCACAGGGGCCUGUGUCUGCACUGAUGGGUACCAGGGAUGGCGUUGUGAGGAGCCCUGUGAGUAUGGUUACUAUGGCAAGGCAUGCCAACUACCCUGCCAGUGUCUCAAUGGUGCCACCUGCAACCACGCAACAGGAGAGUGCAUCUGUGCACCGGGGUACACUGGGGCUUUCUGUGGAGAGCGCUGCCCCUUCGGUAGUCACGGGUCUCAGUGUGAGCAGCGCUGCCCCUGUCAGAAUGGAGGGACCUGCCACCACAUCACUGGAGAUUGUUCCUGCCCUGCUGGGUGGACGGGCUCAGUUUGUGCCCAGCCAUGCCCUCUUGGCAAGUACGGCAUCAACUGCAGCAAGGACUGUUCCUGUCGUAAUGGCGGCAUGUGCGACCACAUCAAUGGACAGUGCCAGUGCUCAGCUGGCUUCAGUGGACGCAGGUGUCAGGAUGACUGUCCUGUGGGCACCUAUGGUCCACUGUGUAACCAGAGGUGUGAGUGUCAGAAUGGAGCCAAGUGUCAUCAUAUCAAUGGCGCCUGUCUGUGUGAAACAGGGUUUAAAGGGCCUAAUUGCCAAGAGAGAUUCUGCCCCCCAGGCCUCUAUGGCCUCAUCUGUGACAAGUACUGCCCCUGUAAUACCACCAACACUGUGAGCUGCCACCCACUUUCUGGAGAGUGCACAUGCUCAGCGGGAUGGACAGGGCUUUACUGUAAUGAGACCUGCCCGCCUGGAUACUAUGGAGAGGGAUGCAUGCUGCCUUGCAGCUGUGCCAACGGGGCUGACUGCCAUCCUGUCUCAGGUUCCUGUAUAUGUGCCCCUGGAUUCAUGGGUGAGGACUGUUCUACAGUGUGUCCCCCAGGUCUAUACGGACCAAGCUGCAUGUCUACCUGCUCCUGCCAUAAUCACGCAUCCUGCUCUCCUGUUGACGGCUCCUGCAUCUGCAGGGAAGGCUGGCAGGGUGUGGACUGCUCAAUCCUCUGCUCCAGUGGUACAUGGGGUCUGAGCUGUAAUCAGACAUGCUUAUGUGGCAAUGGAGCUGCUUGUGACCCUAUAGAUGGAACCUGUACGUGUUCUCCUGGGUGGAGGGGAGAGCACUGUGACGAAUCCUGCCCUGAUGGCACCUAUGGGUUGGAGUGUCGAGAGCGAUGCGACUGUAGCCACGCCGAUGGCUGUGACCCAGUGAGUGGCUACUGCCGGUGCUACCCAGGCUGGACAGGAAUCCACUGCGAUAAUGUGUGCCCACAAGGCUUCUGGGGGCCCAACUGUUCAGUCAGCUGCUCCUGUCAGAAUGGAGGAUCCUGCUCUCCAGAGGACGGCACGUGUGUGUGCGCACCUGGAUACAGAGGGACAUCCUGCAAAAGAAUCUGCUCUCCGGGGUUCUACGGGCACCGCUGCAGCCAGUCAUGCCCACAGUGUGUGCACAGCACUGGGCCUUGCCAUCACAUCACGGGCCACUGUGAGUGUCUGUCCGGCUUCUCCGGCUCCCUGUGCAACCAAGUCUGUCCAAGUGGCAGGUAUGGAAGGUCCUGCGCUGAGAUCUGCCUCUGCACCAACAACGGCACGUGCAACCCCAUUGACGGCUCCUGCCAAUGCUUCCCUGGUUGGAUAGGGGAGGAUUGUUCCCAGGCCUGUCCCUCUGGGCACUGGGGCCCUGAUUGUCUCAACUCGUGUAACUGUCACAACGGAGCCCAGUGCAGUGCCUACGAUGGGGAGUGCAGGUGCAGCCCUGGCUGGACCGGACUCUACUGCACACAGCGCUGUCCUUCAGGGUUCUAUGGCAGGGAUUGCUCUGAAGUCUGUCGCUGCCAAAACGGUGCAGACUGUGACCACAUCACUGGCCAGUGUGCUUGUCGAACAGGUUUCAUUGGGAUGAGCUGUGAGCAGAAGUGUCCUGCUGGUACUUUUGGAUAUGGUUGCCAGCAGCUGUGUGAGUGCCUGAACAAUGCUACCUGUGACUACGUGACUGGAACAUGCUACUGCAGCCCUGGAUAUAAAGGCAUCCGGUGUGAUCAAGCAGCUCUGAUGAUGGAGGAGCUGAACCCCUACACCAAGAUCAGUCCAGCACGAGGCUCAGAGCGCCAGUCCGCAGGGGCCGUCAUGGGCAUCAUCUUUCUCCUCCUCAUCAUCAUGGCCAUGCUCAGUCUGUUUGUAUGGUACAGACAGAGGCAGAGGGACAAAGGCCAUGAGAUCCAACCCAGUGUGUCCUACUCACAGGCAAUGCACAUCACCAACACUGACUACUCCCUGUCUGAGUGUGGCAGCACUGUAGCGAUGAGGACCAGUGCUGCUGAGGUAAAUCAGAGCCAGAGCAGCAGCAGCACCGGCCAGUGCUUCUCCAACCCCAGCUACCACACAGUGGCCCAGUGCAAUGUCGUCUCUACCAUCUCCAGCAACCUGGAUGGCACUCUGACCCUCAAGUCAAGCACCCUGAAAAACCGAAAUGGCUCAGAAUGGAGAGCCUACUGCAACCUCAAUGACCUAGAUGUUCAACAGGGGGAGACACAGGCACAGAGAGGCUCCAGAAAAGAUUACAUUAAGGGCUCCAUGUGCAGCAACAGCUCCUGUUCCCUGAAUAGUGAGAAUCCAUACGCCACCAUUAGAGACCCACCAGGGCUGGCUUGCAAGCAUACAGAGAGCAGCUAUGUGGAGAUGAAGUCCCCCUCCCACCGUGAAGUGCCCUUUGGAGGCACUGCCACCCUCCUCGGCAGUGCGAGCAGGAAUGUCUAUGAUGUUGAGCCAACGGUGAGUGUCCUGCAGGGACCCAAUGGAAUGGCCACCGGCUUCUCCCAGAGCCCCUAUGACCUUCCCCGUAGCAGCCACAUCCCCAGCCAUUAUGACAUACUGCCAAUGCGUCACAGCCCCACGCACACGCCCCCACCACCUCCAGAGAGCCCCAGCUCACUCCUCUAG
This is a messenger RNA of Scomber japonicus (chub mackerel), 3144 nucleotides long. RefSeq names its product multiple EGF-like-domains 11 (gene megf11). The record is from RefSeq and is a predicted model, not a curated record. The transcript has 22 exons. Lineage: Eukaryota; Metazoa; Chordata; Actinopteri; Scombriformes; Scombridae. Gene Ontology annotation, molecular function: scavenger receptor activity; protein binding. The coding region runs from base 16 to 3144 and encodes 1042 amino acids.